Conger conger (European conger) is the source of this 2276-nucleotide messenger RNA. RefSeq names its product ADP-ribosylation factor-like 9 (gene arl9). Gene Ontology annotation, molecular function: GTPase activity; GTP binding. The coding region runs from base 329 to 1066 and encodes 245 amino acids. The transcript has 5 exons. NCBI's taxonomy places the organism in Eukaryota, Metazoa, Chordata, Actinopteri, Anguilliformes, Congridae. The record is from RefSeq and is a predicted model, not a curated record.
UCGAGUGGUAGCGGUCGCUUCUAGGGUCGGCCUCCGUUACUGUUGUAUUGUAAAGGCGUUAUACUUGCACCGGUAUUAUUUUUCAUAACGUUGGACAAAGUGGUAUGAACAUCUGAAGUUGAUGUUUGCUGGUUUGCUGUUGCUAGGAGUCUUCGUACACGCUCGUAAAACGGGGAGCUGGGAUGGUCUGUUUUGAAGCAACAGCCCACUCGCUGGUUGAAAGCGGAAACAAACUUUCGCACUAGGCUAACUCGUGGGUGCACAAUGCUGCACGGAGUGAAACCCUGACAUCUCAAAUUUCUUAAGAAUCAUUUUAUUAGUUUCCAACAUGCCUGGUUUGAGAGAAGCUGGACUCGUGGGUGCUGCAAUUGCUCUAACUGGGGGAGUUGUGUACGUAACGUGGAGUUUUUUGUCUUCGAGGCAAAAACCCGAAGAGCCUGUUGAAAUAGAGCCCGAGAAAGAAACCAGUACAGAGGCCCCGGUCGUGCCAGAGACAGUCCCCGCUGUUGCUGAGGAGCCGGAGAGAAACGAUGUACAAACUGAGAGACCAUCCAGCAGGCAGGUCCUGGUUCUCGGGUUGGAUGGCGCUGGGAAAACCAGCCUGGUGCACUGCCUGGCCACGGGCACCCUGGAGCAGAACGUCGCUCCGACUAAGGGCUUCAACGCCGUCUCCAUCAAUAAAGAGGACCUCAAGAUCGAGUUCCUAGAGAUUGGAGGUAGUGAAGAUCUGAGGGCCUACUGGAAGAUGUACCUGUGCAAGGCGGAGGUGCUGGUGUAUGUGGUGGACUCAUCCGACUCCGCCCGCUUCCCCUUGGCCAAAAUGCACCUUCACGAGCUGAUUGCCGAACACCCCCGCCUGUCUUUAGUGGUACUGGCCAACAAGCAGGAUGUGGAAGGGGCGUGUGGUAUCACUGACCUCCAUGAGGCCCUGUUCCUGGAGGGCGUGGGAGACGAACGCAAGCUGUUCCUCAUCGGGACACACGUGAGCAAGGACGCCGCUGAGAUCCCCUCCAGUGUCCAGGACGCUCGGGAACUGAUCGUUCAGAUGGUGUCUGACGCCAAUUAGCGGUCCCCCUCCAACCCCCCGCUUACUCCCCCCUCCACCCUGUCUGCACACAUCACCUUCCCAUCAGUGUGCAUACUGUAUGGGGGGUCAUGUAGGCCUGGGUCAAGCUUUUGAAAUAUUUUUCUGUACCCGUUUGCCACCACGUCUAUAUUUGGAGGACUUAAGAUUUUUUUUUUUUUCUCAAUAGCAACCAGAUCUAUUGACUGUGAAAAUAUAAAUGGAUUUGAAUGAACAGUCUUAAAACCAAAUACUCAAAAGCUUUGUUGCCCAACAACAUUAAACCAAUGGUGAAUUAAAAUGAAUAAUAAACAAAAGUGUUAAUGCUGCAUUUGAGAACACUUGCUGACCACUGAGAAUUUUCAGCAAAGAAAUGUUAUGAACCAAAACAUACCGUUAUAAAACAAAACAAAAAGAAAUUGUUCUGAAUAUUGGUGGCAGAUGUUGUCAGGAAUGUUCAGGAGUUUUACUGGUGUCAAAAGGGCUGGAGUAUUUCAGAUUAAACCUUUGACCUGGCAUUGAUUAUAUUAGACGGGUGCUGCUGACCAAAGAUUUCAGUACAUUUGACUGUUUCCAGCCCUGGUUGCCAGCCCUGGUUUUGUUGCCAGCCCUGGUUGCCAGCCCUGGUUUUGUCUCCAAUUGUCAUCACUUUUUUCGGUUAUUUAUUUUUUUGACAAGACAAUAUGGAAAAACGACAAGAUGUUUUUCUGGCUUUGUGUAUGGUGAACAUGCAGUUGAGCCAGGUAUCUAAUUGAAACACUACCAGUUUAAUAACGAAUGGUUUGAUAACGCAUUUGAAAUUAUAUUAUACAAACAGAUGCACACUGAGGCUGGGUUUUGAUCAUUUUCUGUUUGCAAUUAUGUACAUUACUAUAUACUACACAUUACUGUACAUGUAAUAUACAUUAAUAUCAAGCAUUGCCCCUUGCUUGAUAUAGUAAGUAUACAUUUGGUAUAAAAUCCAGCCUGGGUACAGUUCUUGACUUCUUGAAAUAGUCAUACUUUAUUACUCUCCACUUUGGAAACUAAUUUCAUAAAGAAAAAAAGUGAGUGUUCAUACCAAUGGAAAUAAAGACGUAAUGGAUAUAUAUUCCUGUAUGUUUUUACAUGGGGAAAACAAAGUGCUUUUUCUCUUUUCUCUCUUUCGUACUACUGAUUGGCAAUUUACAAAGAAAAUAUAUUUGUUCAGCAAAUAAAAAUAUGAUUAAGUUUU